AUGUCAGCGGGAACUAUUGUUAUAUCCGGAGGAAUUCUCGCCGGAGUGAUACUGCUGUGCAUCGUAGCAGUGCUCUGUUACUGUAGACUCCAGUAUUACUGCUGUAAGAAGAAUGAUUCUGAGGUGGACAUGGGCUCCGUGGUGGGAGCGGACCCUCUCUCUCACUUUCCCUGCAACGCCUGCAACGCCCUCGCCAUGGACGGCGCAGCCAUCACCCCCGUCUCUCUGGAUCAGCUGGACACGGGUUCCCACCACAACCACUGCCCCACCUGUUCUCCGUACACCCUCCGCUCUGGACUCACAGACGACAUUCGCAACGGAGGGGAGCGGCUGGGCUUCCACACCUACUACGAGAACCCUCUCCCGCUGACCGGCAACCCGCAGGGCUCCUCUCCUCUGAACUACUACGGUCCAACGGACAUGUUUCCUCCGCCGCCACGCCCCUACAGCACCCAGGUCUGACCUCUGCUGCACCAUAAAGACACACUCACACAUAUAGAAAACAUACCAACACAUCCAGCACACGCCCUGUUGUUUUAGACGGAAUUCAGGCGACGGAUUUCAACACAGCACAAUUGCACACAUUACUGCCCACCGCCGCCACAGAUGUCAGACUCGUUGGUCCAUGGGAGUGACCCAUAAACUGAGCCCAGUGACAGAGCCUCUGUGUGGGCAACAAAUCCUUGGACCAAACCCAUGGAGAGCUGCUGACAGCAGCAUAAACAGUGUUAGAUCAGCAGGGAAGUGGGACAUAACUCUGGUACAACCUCAUUUUGUUUCACACAAGGCCAAAUCACAUGCGGUACUAAAAUGUGUCUAAAUUUAAGUGUGAAUGCACUUGGAUUGACACAUCUUUUAAGCCACUUUUUAAGGUUGGUCAGGGACACGUGUGAGUCCCCAAGGCACACUGAA
Messenger RNA from Plectropomus leopardus (leopard coralgrouper), 912 nucleotides. RefSeq names its product protein FAM163A-like. The record is from RefSeq and is a predicted model, not a curated record. NCBI's taxonomy places the organism in Eukaryota, Metazoa, Chordata, Actinopteri, Perciformes, Serranidae.